Molecule: messenger RNA, 1152 nt
Organism: Haemonchus placei
Lineage: Eukaryota; Metazoa; Nematoda; Chromadorea; Rhabditida; Trichostrongylidae
Source: the annotation of a GenBank genome assembly
AUGUGGAGCUUGCUGAUCGCCUGCUCAUUCGUUGCUGUUGCCGUUGUUAUUGCCUCGUAUGACGAGCGGCGUCUGUAUGAGGAUCUCAUGAGGGACUACAACAGUCUCGAACGGCCAGUGGCCAACCAUUCAAAGCCAGUUACCGUAUAUUUGAAGGUUUCUCUUCAACAAAUCAUCGAUGUCGACGAGAAAAAUCAAAUAGUUUACGUGAACGCUUGGCUUGACUACACAUGGAAGGAUUACAAACUUGUAUGGGAUGUCAGCGAAUAUGGGAACAUAACGGACGUACGAUUUCCUGCUGGUAGGAUUUGGAAGCCGGACGUGCUGCUCUACAACAGCGUCGACACGAACUUUGAUUCAACCUAUCCUACAAACAUGGUCGUGUACAGUACUGGUGAUGUACAUUGGGUACCACCGGGUAUCUUCAAGAUUUCCUGUAAAAUUGACAUCGAGUGGUUUCCUUUUGAUGAGCAACGCUGCAAAUUCAAGUUUGGUUCUUGGACUUACGACGGAUUCAAACUUGAUCUACAGCCUGCCAAGAAAGGAUUCGACAUCUCUGAGUACUUGCCGAACGGGGAGUGGACAUUACCUUUGACUACUGUCUCACGGAACGUGAAGUUUUACGAUUGCUGUCCCGAACCAUAUCCGGAUCUGACAUUCUACUUGCAUAUGCGGAGGCGCACUCUCUACUACGGAUUCAACCUCAUCAUGCCAUGUAUUCUUACAACACUCAUGACCUUGCUUGGUUUCACUUUACCACCUGAUGCUGGAGAGAAAAUCACUUUGCAGAUCACUGUAUUGCUUUCCAUUUGUUUCUUCUUGAGUAUCGUUUCCGAGAUGUCACCUCCAACGUCGGAAGCUGUUCCACUUCUAGGAAUAUUCUUCACAUGCUGCAUGAUUGUUGUGACUGCAUCUACAGUAUUCACGGUCUACGUACUCAAUCUUCACUAUAGAACGCCGGAAACUCACGAAAUGACUCCAGUGAUGCGUUCGGUACUCCUGUAUUGGUUGCCAUGGAUGCUGCGCAUGAAACGACCAGGUGUCAAGCUCACUUACGCAACACUUCCGUCUCUGUUCAACUUGAAACUCAAGAGUCAUUCGGAGUCUCUGAUCAGAAACAUCAAGGAGAAUGAGUCCAGCACCUCUAGGUAA